Hypanus sabinus (Atlantic stingray) is the source of this 1187-nucleotide messenger RNA. Its product is annotated as coagulation factor X-like. The record is from RefSeq and is a predicted model, not a curated record. The coding region runs from base 70 to 552 and encodes 160 amino acids. The transcript has 5 exons. Lineage: Eukaryota; Metazoa; Chordata; Chondrichthyes; Myliobatiformes; Dasyatidae. Gene Ontology annotation, molecular function: calcium ion binding. Gene Ontology annotation, cellular component: extracellular region.
UAAAGAUCAAUUUGCAAAAUCCCUCAUCGUGUCUCUCCAAAACACUGGACCGGACGGUGACAAAGGAAGAUGAAGCUCGCCCUAAGUUACUGGAUCAUCUUGUUCCUUCUCAGUGGCUGUCGCACAAAUGAUGUCUUCCUACAGAAACCUUCAGCUCUGCAGCUGCUGUCUCGAGUCCCCAGAACCAACCAGUUUGCAGAAGAGCUUAGAGAAGGGAAUCUGGAGCGAGAGUGCGUGGAAGAAACAUGCACAAAGGAAGAAGUCCAAGAGAUUUUUGAAGAUGAUUGCAAAGUGGAAUCCUUCUGGAAACUCUACACAGCCAGGCUGAAGUGUAAUUCAACUACCUGCCAAAAUAAUGGGAGUUGUCGGAACACCGCCAUAGGAGUAAAAUGUAAAUGUCUCGGAGGAUUUAAUGGAACCUACUGUGAAACAGAUAUCAAUGAGUGUGACUUAAUGCCCACAUGCCCACCAGGAACAUCUUGUGUAGACGGAAUCAACAAGUUCACCUGCAUUUGCCCAGCUGAAGGAUGCUAUGCAAAUUCAGAAUUAUAAACACACAGUUGUGAAGGACUUGUUAUGGAUUUUAAAUCAGAAUAAAUAUUUACAAUUCAAUAUGGAACUGAGCUUGAAUCGGAAGAAUCAAACGCAGGUGCAGGAAAUCAGCCCAAAAUGAUGACCAUCCGUCUGUCUUCCACAUAUGCUACCUAACUUACUGAGUUUCCUCAGCAUUUUGUUGUUGCUUCAGAUUCAUACAGGGGUGGGGGGGGGGUCCUCUCUCUUAAAUAACCUUCUAAAGAAAUGCAUUUUCUGGCUCAAUCAGCAAACCCUGCUCGCAGUGCCAAUUGGAAGCAGGUUCCCAGGUUUGGUGAAUAAAACAAAAACACUGACUAUAAACCAGCAUAUUUAUCAUCAUUUUGUUGCUGCUCCAGAUUCCAGCACCUGUCUGUUGUGUCUCCAAAAUCAGACAGUGUCAAUGUCCACCAAUAUCUUCAAGUUCUGCCAUUAAAGUCUGGAUUCUAUAAAACCCAGUGAUCAGUAGUCAUUCAGUACACAAAUUAAUCCUUAUGUAAUGAUUUUUAUAAAUUGUUCUUUAAGCAACACACUGCAGCUUUUGGGAAUAAUGAGCAUGAAGACCUUCUAUAAAAGCAAAGUACUGCAGCAGAAUUGGCCCAUUGAGUCUGCCACAC